Danio rerio (zebrafish) is the source of this 2443-nucleotide messenger RNA. The record is from RefSeq and is a predicted model, not a curated record. NCBI's taxonomy places the organism in Eukaryota, Metazoa, Chordata, Actinopteri, Cypriniformes, Danionidae.
CUUUUUUGUUAUUAAUAAUAUUUAAAGAUGCAGACAUUUACUGGAUUUUUUUACAUAACAAAUCUAAACCAAGGGGUGGCGAUGCCUCAGUGAUCAAUCAGGUUAUGUAUAUAAAGUUAUAGAUACAGUGACUCAAAGGGUUAAAUAUGUUAGAACAGUGAAGCUCAGCUUUAUUCCAGAUGCUAUCAAAUUAUUAAAUAAUCUUUAUAUAGAAAAAAGGAUGAGUCUUGACCUGUAAACUCAAAAAUUAUGUCAUGACUGUUGAAGUAUUGGCAAUUAGAAAUAGCAUUGUCUAUUUUUUCUCCUUAAUCCUUAUUUGUAUAUUAUAAUUUUGUGAUGCAGAUGGCUCCUUAACCAGCUUCUUGAUAAGCAUGCAGUUACAUCUGAUGAGAAGGCCAGGAUAAUAUGUCUGCAACAGCAAAUAGCAAAAUCUGCGAGGAUAGGAAGUGAUGUCAACAAAAAACGAAAGACACGCAUCUGUAUGCUUUUUUCCGAGUUCGACAAGCUCACAACCAUUAUUGAUUUGUAUCGAGGUGUACUUCCAACUUUCCAGGUGUUCCUGAAGAAGUUGCAACAUGAAAAGCCCAUGAUUCAUGUGCUGCAUGCUGAAAUGCUACUGCUGGUUAGGGAACUUCUCUCCAAAUUUAUGAAGCCUAAAACUAUCCCUUUGAGUGCAAAUGGCUUGUUGAAGCUUAAUGUUCACCAGAGAGACCUGCAGUACACUGACAAAAGGUUGUCUGUGGGAAGAUUCAGCUUCUUUGCCUUAAACAAGGCUAGAGUGGAAAAGAAGCCCUGGGUGCAGAAGCUCUACAGUUCUCUCAGAGAAGGCUACAUAAAGGCAGCAACAUUCCUCCUGAAAAACCUGCCCCUCAACAACAUCAUCAUUACCUCUUUAUCUGCGUUGACACCAUCAUUGAUUCUCCACGAAUCAGUCCAAGGUGCAUUCAACACCUUGGCCAAGGCCUUGCCAAAUGCUGUGAAGUCAGAAGAGUUGGGUCAACUGGAUGAAGAGGUUCGAGCCUACCAGAUUAAUACAGAUCUAGGAGCACAGGCCAAAUGCUUUGAGGAGAACAAUGCACGAAUCGAUGUUGACUGGUGGAGUAAGAUUUUUGCCAUGAAGAUGACAGGAGGAGGAACGAGGUUCCCCAUCUUAGGGAAGUUGGUAAAGGCUCUUCUGUCAUUGUUCACUGGCCCUCUUGUAGAAGGAUCAUUUAACAUGAUGGAUGAUAUAAUUGAGAAAGACAGGGUUAGGCUGAACAUUGAGACUUAUGAAGGUUUAGCCAUUCUCAAGUCCAACAUGAAGGUAAUGGGCAAAACUGCAUCUAAAAUGCAAAUUACCCCUGCAUUAAGGAGAUUUUGCCUGUCUUCUUAUGAGACAUACCAAAAUCAUCUGAAGAAAAAGAAGGUGAACCUUGACAAUCAAAAGGAAAGGAAACUGAGGGAAGCUGUGAAGGUUCUCUCAGAAGUUAGGGUUAGAAAAGUAAAGAAAGGUUCCACCUCUUAUGUUUGUGCUAAAGCCCCCACCUCUUCCACCCUGGGAGUUAAACGAAUAGCUGCUGCUACAGCCUCCACCUCCUCCACUGCUGGAGUUAAAGGUAAAUCUGCUGCUACAGCCUCCACCUCCUCCACUGCUGAAGUUAAAGGUAAAUCUGCUGCUACAGCCUCCACCUCCUCCACUGCUGGAGUUAAAGGUAAAUCUGCUGCUACAGCCUCCACCUCCUCCACUGCUGGAGUUAAAGGUAAAUCUGCUGCUACAGCCUCCACCUCCUCCACUGCUGGAGUUAAAGGUAAAUCUGCUGCUACAGCCUCCACCUCCUCCACCUCUCCUGGAGCCACUCCUGCACAUGUAGCUAGUCAAACACUAAAACGGGUUUCAGGUGUAGCCAAGCUUCAGGAAUAUGGUUUUACAGCCAAAAAGCAGAAAAAGUGAAAAGCACUCUAGAGGCAUUUGGACAAGAAAAGCACUUUUUGGAAUUUAGUGGUGGUGCUGUUACUUUUUUUUUGCUGUUAAUUAUUAAUAGUUUCACAAAACAUUGUUUGGUGUUAUAAGAUACAUAAAACAUGCACUGAAAAUACACUUUUUGAAAAAGCACUUUUUGGAAUUUAAUGGUGAUGCUAUUACUUUUUUUCUGUUCAUUAUUAGGAGUUUCACAAAACAUUGUUUGGUGUUAUAAGAUACAUAAAACAUGCACUGAAAAUACACUUUUUGAAAAAGCACUUUUUGGAAUUUAAUGGUGAUGCUAUUACUUUUUUUCUGUUCAUUAUUAGGAGUUUCACAAAACAUUGUUUGGUGUUAUAAGAUACAUAAAACAUGCACUGAAAAAAACACUUUUUGAAAAAGCUCUAUUUUGAAUUUAAUGGUGGUGCUAUUACUUUUUUUCUGUUAAUAUGAGUUUCACCAAACAUUUGGUGUUAUAAGAUAAAUAAAAACAUGCACUGAAAA